GCCGAAGUGGCCAGUCGCGGUCGCCAUUUUGUCGGGUAGUCAUCGGGAACGUCGUGUAUCUUUCGGGUUGCUGUAAAUUUUUGAACAAGCAUCGCCGAAAAAUUUGGGGUCCGGCACGUUCGUUCGCUACCCCAAAUGGCUUGUUUGAACACACUUAAGCAGGAGAUCAAAACUCUUGAGUCCGUCUUCCCUAAGAGCCAUGAGAGAUUUCAGAUAAUGUCUGCGAGUGUGGACGAACUCAGCUGCAGGUUCGUCGGUAAAAAUGGGAAGAAAUACGAAAUACACGCCAAUAUUACAGAAACUUAUCCUUCUACACCACCAGUAUGGUUUGCAGAAUCAGAGGAAACAAGUGUUACGAAUGCAGUACAAAUUUUGAGCACUACUACAGGCCGUGACAACCACGUCAUUAAUCAAGUUGGGAUUCUCUUAAAAGAAUUAUGUAGACUUCAUUCAUUACCUGAACCACCAGACGUUGAGCGGCUAAGGACAGCAUUGGACCCCUUGCGCUUAGGAGCAUCAAACGAAGCUGCUGCGCAAAGGAUGGAAGCUGAAGAUGCUGAGGAUAUUGACGACGACGAAGAAAGCGAUGCUGAGGAAGAUCUCCACUUAGAUAUGGACGAAGGAGACGCCAACGCGAAGAACAAGGGUGAAGAAAUAGAGUUAGAACAUCUUGCGACAUUAGAAAGGUUGAGACAGAAUCAAAGACAAGAUUACUUAAAGGGAUCUGUCUGUGGCAGUGUGCAGGCCACAGAUAGACUGAUGAAAGAAUUGCGGGAUAUUUAUCGAAGUGACAGUUUUAAAAAAGGGAUGUACAGCAUAGAAUUAGUAAAUGACAGUUUGUAUGAAUGGAAUGUCAGGCUGAUGUAUGUUGAUCCUGAUUCACCUCUACACAGCGAUCUUAUACUUUUGAAAGAAAAGGAAGGCAAAGACAGUAUUCUGCUUAACAUGCUGUUCAAGGAAACAUACCCGUUUGAACCACCGUUCGUCAGAGUUGUACAUCCUAUGAUCUCUGGCGGAUACGUUCUUAUAGGAGGCGCUAUUUGUAUGGAACUUCUAACGAAACAGGGUUGGAGUUCAGCCUAUACAGUGGAAGCAGUGAUCAUGCAGAUUUCAGCGACCUUAGUGAAGGGAAAAGCACGCAUACAAUUUCAGGCACCCGGUAGCGCUAGUAAAGUCUGUGGACAAGGUCAAUACAGCCUAGCACGUGCACAACAAUCAUUCAAAUCUCUUGUACAAAUACAUGAAAAGAAUGGUUGGUUCACCCCUCCAAAAGAGGAUGGCUAAUGAAUAUGAAUCACUGGAAAAGCAAAGUUUGACGCGUGCUUACAGCUGAGACUUUAAUUCGGUGUGUGCCCAACAAAAUAAUUGUUACGAUAAUGAUUUGAUACACAAACCACAACAUUAACUAGGUAACUUAAGGUACUGAAUUAAUCUAACGCGUAAUUCCUUUGACGACUGAGAAGGCUGCCGCGCAAACAGUGAAGUGUUUGAUUCUGUAUGCAUAGAUUUUUCAGUAAUUAGUGAUUAGAGAUCGUCAGUCGCAUUUGUGAAUGUGAGAUAUAAUUGUUUUUAUCUGGAAUUGAUUCUUACGUUCGGAAUUACUAAGGAUCGUAAUUAUUCCAAGCAACAUUAAUCUUAGUUCCCUUUUGUGAGUACGCAUAACUGUACGUACGUACGAAACAGUGUAAAACAUUCUGUGAGAUGCGUUUGCGCAAUCCGUGCUUCCUGUCUUUCAACGGGGGGAACACGACGAUUAGCAACUUAGAUAGUUAUAUUGAAAAUUUUUCUAAGUGUUUUUUCUUUUUUCUUUUCUUUUUUUAAUCAUCGUGAGCUUUCAUUCGUUCCAUCUUGUAUUUUAAUUCUUUCAUUCACUGUGCAAUUCAUAAGUAAGUUUGUUGGGUAUAUGCAUAUACUAAACGAAGUAAAAAGUAAACGAAUCUAAUCUGAGAAUAGCGAUGUGUCUGGGGGUAAAGUGAGUUUUGCUAUUACCGUUUGUAUUUAUUCGAUGCUUUCAUUCAUCGAUAACAUGAUUAGAUAAUGUGAACGAGCACACAACUAAAUCACUACCUGCAAAAGUACCUUGAGAUAACGCAUGAUCGUAAGAAAAUUAAUAUUGCAUACAAUGAGGCUUUAGAGUAUAGAGUACUAAUUAUAAUUCUUUACAUGUAAUUUUCACCACACCGUAUUGAGGUCGGACACAUUUUUUUACUUAUUACUAAUUUUGCUUCGAAAUUUAACCAAUACAUCUUUCUUCAACGACAUAUUCUUCAUGUAUUGUUAGAUAUUGAAAUAAGUAGAUGUACAUAUUUCGACUGCAUUUUGUUUUCUAUUCCUUAACUAUUGUUCGUUAUUUUAUAGAUUUUAUUUGAAAUUGCAUUCUGCAACGAGAAUUUUUAUGCUUAAAUUUUGUGAAAAUUCUUACACAUGAAGAAAACUCGUAUAGCAAUAUUAGGUAGUACGUAUUUCCUUAAUGUAACUGACUAUAAAAUAGUUAAGGGUUGUAUAGAUGUACAUAUACACAUUCAUGUGCUGACGAUGACUCAAUCGUAAUUCCCCUCCGGAGUUCAUGCUUUUCUUUUCUCAAAUCGGACAAUAGGCAUACGCAAAGUAGAAGAGAGGUUUAGAUUUGGUUGUGUGACUCGUUUGAUAACGACACACUUUUGUUACAUUGUCUACGAAGUGAUGAUGCGUUUGAGAUUGAUAUGGAAGUUUGGUCUACGCAUUGGGCGUAUGCCCGAGCGAACUUUUAGUGAUAAUUCUAUAUGCAUGUAUAUACAUACAUGUAUAUGUAUAUAUACAUAUUAUGACAUUUGUUUGCAACUGAAGUUCUAUUUACAUGGCGUAAUCAACCGUAAAACUUGCGCGACCGAGCGUCGAAAUUUCUCUGUGCCACAGUAGACGUUAACACCGGCCAGUUAAAAGAACCGCUAUGGCGUAACGAGUUAACACACGUACAUUAAAGGCACGAUUAGGAUGGCAAAAACGAAUUAACGCUUCUUAAAAAAGAAAAGCAAAUUACAUACACAUGUAUUAUUGCACAUGUAUUUGAAAUUUAUGAGACUAUGAUAUCUCCGUGCGUCUUUCUUCGUAAAAACAUUUUUCUUCUAUCUGAACAAAUCUCAUUCCCCUGUCUAUAAAGAAAAAGCAAAAAAAAAAGAAAGAAAAUGUUGCGGACUUCCGUUCUUUUUCACGAUAACAUCAUCCCUAGCUAACAGCCGUAGUAAAUAAAUUAUCGUCGCUGUACGACAAGAUUGAUGGCCAAACUAUUGCAUAUAUACUUUUAUUAACAAGCGAAUUUUUACAUUUCUAAAAAAUAAUUCUUUUCGUACUUGUACUCGAGAUAUUUUGAUUUCACUCCCAGACGUCUACACGACACGUUUCGUACAUACAUACAUACAUACAUACAUACAUACAUACACAUACGCAUACAUGUACAGACGUACGUAUACGGAUACGUACAUAUGUACAUUAUGCAUACAUAUAGCCGAAGGAAAUAUAGAGUAAAUCUUAUGAAACAGCGGGAUUGCUGUCCAUCACACCUUUAACAGAAGAGGCUCUGAUGACAUACUGUAAGCCCAAUUGCCAUUGUAUUUUUCAGCUAUUUAGUUUCUUCCAAAUUGUUCUUAUGUAUUAAUUACGUACAAAUUAAUUCAAAUUUUCUGCGAAUAUUUUGUAGAUUGAACGUUUUGCUAUUUGCGGCUUUAAGUAUUUCUAGAAAUUUUGAAAAAUGCAUCGACAUGUUAGUGAAUACUGAAAUCCUUUAUUUAUACGAUGAAGGGUGUUCCGCAACAGGUACGCCAGGUUUAGAGUAUGCUAUCAUGACCUGUUUUGUUAAAACUGUGAGGGGAAGAAACCUCGCUGUUUUUUUCGAUAAUUGCUACACUUUUCCCUCAAUUAUAUGUACAAAUAUACACUACAUUAUACACACGUGCAUACAAGCACAUACAAUUGGUACAGACACAUACAUUCACUCACAACGAGGAGGAGGGAAAGAGAGAGAGAGAGGGAGAGAGAGAAAAAGAGAAAGAGAUCUAUCUCACAUAACAUAAUACAUGUACAUGCGUGCAUAUUAUGCAUUCAUAAUACAUGUUCUGAUUCGUGUAUAUAAAUAUACAUAUUCCGUUCCUUUUGUUUCAUCUUCGUACGUUGUAACAAAUUUUGAUCCAUCAGUUGAUGAGUAAAAGGCAAAAUGUUUGAAUGAUAGAAUAAAUUUGUUCACUUUCAUCUCGCCUUAAUGCAGGAAUAGUUUGUGGGCAUGGAUCGUCACUGGAGGAAAGUUCGACGAAGAAUAUACUUAACGUCUGUUGAAAUGAUAAUGCAGCUGAUUUUUUAAUUCAUGCGUCUCUGUAAGGUUUUUUCCAGUAAAGAACGGUACGAAGAUGAAACGGUUCAUAUGUUAUUGGCAAUAGCGCAUGUACAAUGCAUUCAUAAAUAACAAUUAUUGGAAUAAUAAGCGAACUAGCUAUUGGUCAAUAGUUUCUUUUCUCGUGGUGUAAUUAAAGAAAAAUGAUAAAAAAAAACAAAAACCGUUUGUGAAAUUCGUGCGAGCAGUAUCGUAAUAAAGUUUAGAGUCUUAAGUAUAGAAACCCAAUCAAUGAGCUCAUUGUCAGCGGGCAUCAAUGAUUUGUACAGCCACGUCCGACUGACUUUGAGCGUUGGUUGUCUCGACGUCGUUAUCCGUUAUGUUCUUCGUCAAAGAAAAAAAAAAAACAGUUGGAAAAAAGAAAAAGAAAAAAUACUUUCAUUUCUCUCGCGUCUGUUAAGUUUUCUUUCCUUUUAAGAUUUUUGCGAAGCGUAUAUUGUAAGCAGCCACGUGGCCUGUAUAUUUUUGCUACAGAUAUCGUUAGUAGUACCAUUUUUAAAAAUUUAAAGGUUCUUGCGUUUCUGUCUUCUUAUUAUAAUUAUAAUUAUUAUUAUUAUAAUUCUUUUUUAUUCAUUCGAUGUUCUUAAAAAAGAAAAAAAAAACGAAAAAAAUACUGAUAAAGUGCUGAUGUAACACAAUCUAUUACAAAGCGGAUUAUAUUUAAUGGUUUAUAUCAAUUACAGUAAGUCGAUAUGAAUUUUUCUCAGCUGUUUAAUAAAACGAAUACCUUGGUAGAUGCAAAAGUAACGGGAAUUUAUCGUAAAGAAAUGGAAGUACUGAAUAUUGAAUAAGCAUUUUUUAUCUGACCGAUCAAUAUUCAAUAAAGUAUAUGAAUACUCAAAUCUAAUUCAUCGUUUCAAGGUCUGUUUCAAUUUUCCUUUCUUUUAUGUUACGUAAAUGGUAUACAUACGUACACUUGUUGAAAGGUAGGAUUUCGGACAGGGCAAUCAUGAUAAUUAAAAACAGAAAAUGUACUUUCAAUGGUACAUUUCUUCUGUUAUGAAAUUAUGGAAAAUUCUCUUCACUCUUGCAUCGACGUUGUAACUUGAUUUUUGAUAAAAUAUAUUUUGCUUUGAUUUUGCUUGAUCGGAA
Messenger RNA from Ceratina calcarata, 5455 nucleotides. RefSeq names its product ubiquitin-conjugating enzyme E2 Q2. NCBI's taxonomy places the organism in Eukaryota, Metazoa, Arthropoda, Insecta, Hymenoptera, Apidae. The transcript is spliced from 6 exons. The coding region runs from base 136 to 1284 and encodes 382 amino acids. The record is from RefSeq and is a predicted model, not a curated record.